Molecule: messenger RNA, 2908 nt
Organism: Arabidopsis thaliana (thale cress)
Lineage: Eukaryota; Viridiplantae; Streptophyta; Magnoliopsida; Brassicales; Brassicaceae
Gene: RLP15
Product: receptor like protein 15
Exons: 5
Coding region: 11-2908 (965 amino acids)
Biological process (GO): signal transduction
Cellular component (GO): plasma membrane
Source: RefSeq, marked reviewed
CACAUUUUCAAUGGAAGGGAAGGUGUUCUUGGGUCACAACCUGAUAUGGGUGAUGCUACUGAUGGGGCAGUUACAUGGAUACAAAAGUUGUAUUGAUGAAGAAAAGAUCGCUUUGUUUGAGCUCAGGAAACACAUGAUCUCAAGAACUGAAUCCGAGUCUGUUCUCCCUACUUGGACCAAUGAUACAACGAGCGAUUGCUGUCGAUGGAAGGGCGUUGCUUGCAAUCGUGUAAGCGGACGGGUGACCGAGAUUUCCUUUGGUGGACUGAGCCUAAAAGAUAAUUCUCUCCUAAAUCUUUCUUUGUUGCAUCCCUUUGAAGAUGUUCGAAGUUUGAACUUAUCAAGCUCCAGAUGCAGUGGCUUGUUUGAUGAUGUGGAAGGUUAUAAAAGCCUCAGAAAAUUAAGAAAGUUGGAGAUUCUGGAUUUGGCUUCAAAUAAAUUCAACAACAGUAUAUUUCAUUUUCUUAGUGCCGCUACAUCACUCACAACUCUGUUUCUUAGGUCCAACAACAUGGAUGGCUCUUUUCCUGCUAAAGAACUUAGAGAUUUGACAAACUUGGAAUUACUAGACCUGAGUAGAAACAGAUUUAACGGCUCCAUACCAAUACAAGAGUUAUCUAGCCUAAGGAAGCUGAAAGCUCUUGAUCUAAGUGGCAAUGAAUUUUCUGGCUCAAUGGAAUUACAAGGAAAGUUCUGCACUGAUCUUUUAUUUUCCAUCCAGAGUGGGAUUUGUGAAUUGAAUAAUAUGCAAGAGCUUGAUCUCAGUCAAAACAAACUCGUAGGCCAUCUCCCCUCAUGUUUAACUAGCUUGACUGGCCUUCGAGUUCUUGACCUUUCAUCGAACAAAUUAACUGGGACGGUUCCUUCUUCUCUCGGUAGCCUACAAUCCCUUGAGUACUUAUCGUUGUUUGAUAACGACUUUGAAGGUUCUUUCUCAUUUGGUUCACUCGCCAACCUCUCAAACCUAAUGGUGUUGAAACUUUGCUCAAAGUCCAGCUCUCUUCAAGUACUGUCCGAAAGUUCUUGGAAGCCAAAAUUUCAGCUGAGUGUUAUUGCGCUACGAUCAUGCAACAUGGAGAAGGUUCCUCAUUUUCUCCUACACCAGAAGGAUUUGCGUCAUGUUGAUCUCUCCGACAAUAAUAUCUCUGGAAAGCUUCCUUCUUGGUUAUUGGCAAACAAUACAAAACUCAAAGUUCUGCUUCUACAGAAUAAUCUCUUUACAAGCUUUCAGAUACCUAAAUCUGCUCAUAAUCUGCUUUUCCUCGAUGUGUCAGCUAAUGACUUCAACCAUCUUUUUCCUGAGAACAUUGGAUGGAUCUUUCCUCAUUUACGAUAUCUGAAUACAUCCAAGAAUAAUUUUCAGGAGAACCUGCCAUCUUCUCUUGGUAACAUGAAUGGUAUCCAAUAUAUGGACCUAUCUCGCAACAGUUUCCACGGGAAUCUACCAAGAAGUUUUGUGAAUGGUUGUUAUUCCAUGGCGAUCUUGAAGCUGUCACAUAACAAACUAAGUGGAGAGAUUUUUCCAGAAUCAACCAACUUUACUAAUAUAUUGGGGUUGUUUAUGGAUAACAAUCUCUUUACAGGAAAGAUUGGACAAGGUUUGCGGAGCUUGAUAAACUUGGAACUGCUUGACAUGUCAAACAACAAUCUCACUGGUGUUAUUCCAAGUUGGAUUGGCGAGCUUCCAUCCUUAACUGCACUUCUGAUUUCAGACAACUUCUUGAAAGGUGACAUACCUAUGUCGUUGUUCAACAAAUCAAGUCUCCAGCUGCUAGACCUCUCAGCAAACAGUUUAUCUGGGGUCAUACCUCCACAGCAUGAUUCAAGAAACGGGGUUGUCUUACUCCUACAAGACAAUAAGUUAUCAGGUACUAUUCCAGACACAUUGCUUGCAAAUGUAGAAAUUCUUGAUCUGAGAAACAACAGAUUCUCUGGAAAGAUUCCGGAGUUCAUCAACAUUCAAAAUAUUAGUAUUCUUCUUCUACGGGGGAAUAACUUUACAGGCCAGAUUCCUCACCAGUUGUGUGGUCUAAGUAACAUCCAACUUCUUGAUCUUUCCAACAACAGAUUGAAUGGAACCAUACCUUCAUGUCUCAGUAAUACAUCAUUUGGUUUUGGUAAAGAAUGUACAUCAUAUGAUUAUGAUUUCGGCAUUUCUUUCCCUUCUGAUGUCUUCAAUGGUUUUUCUCUGCAUCAAGACUUCUCUUCCAACAAAAAUGGUGGUAUAUAUUUCAAAUCUCUGCUUACGCUUGAUCCGUUAAGUAUGGACUACAAGGCAGCCACACAGACGAAAAUCGAAUUUGCAACAAAACACAGAUAUGAUGCCUACAUGGGUGGAAAUCUCAAGUUAUUGUUUGGAAUGGAUCUCUCAGAAAAUGAGCUGAGUGGUGAGAUACCAGUAGAGUUUGGAGGUCUUUUGGAACUACGAGCUCUAAAUCUAUCUCACAACAACUUAUCAGGUGUGAUACCAAAAAGCAUUUCAAGUAUGGAGAAAAUGGAAAGCUUUGAUCUUUCUUUCAACAGAUUACAAGGCCGGAUCCCAUCACAACUAACAGAGCUGACCAGCCUCUCUGUAUUCAAAGUCUCACACAACAACUUAUCAGGAGUCAUUCCACAGGGAAGACAGUUUAACACCUUUGAUGCAGAAAGCUACUUUGGUAAUCGUCUCCUCUGUGGACAACCAACCAACAGAAGCUGCAACAAUAAUAGCUAUGAAGAAGCAGAUAAUGGAGUGGAAGCUGAUGAAUCCAUAAUCGACAUGGUAUCUUUCUACUUGAGUUUUGCUGCUGCUUAUGUGACAAUACUUAUUGGAAUAUUGGCAUCUCUAUCUUUUGAUUCUCCUUGGAGCAGAUUUUGGUUCUACAAGGUUGAUGCUUUCAUCAAAAAGGUGAGGAAUUUAUUGUUGUAA